UCGAGCUGAGUGGAUCGCAGAGAUCGAAAGAAUAAAUAACCUUGCGAAGCGCGCUCUCGUGUGUUACUGUUGCUCCUACUCUCUCUCUCUCUCUCGCUGUGUCCGAAGUGUCCCCAGCGCUCCUCGGGAGAAAUUAGUGUAGUUAAGAUAGUAGAUUGUAGUUGAAUCCCGAUCCCUAGCACAUCCGUUUUUGUGUUCGUCGUUUGGUUUUGCAUGCAUUUCAUUUUGGUUGUUUGUGUUUGUGCCUGGUUCCUGUGUUCUUCCGCUGCGCCACGUCUCGGAAAGGAUAAUCACAAUCAACACACAACAAUGGAGGCCAAUGCCAAUUCCCCCACCACGCCGACCACAACCGCCACUUCGUCAACGGUAGUGGUGUCCACCCCCUCGCCGGCUGCCAGUACGAGCAGCAAGAGUCAUCUGAGUCAGGCUGCAGCUUCCACCUCCACCUCUGCCACGCCCACCACCCACGUCACGCAGUCACAGCUGCUGACCACCAGCCUGGAGGCCGCCAAGCAGGAGGAUCUGUACAACUUGUCACUGGCCAGCGGGCUGUCCGAGGGUCAGCGCUCCCUCUCCGGCGCCCCGUCGGCAUCCUCCAGUCCCAUUCUGAGUCCACAGGGCAAGAUCUUCGGCAGGAAUGCGAAUGGAACAAUGAUCACCACAUCGCGGCCGGGCAACGAGGCGGAGGUGCAGCUGUACCGAGUGCUCCAGCGAGCCAGUCUGCUGGCCUACUACGACACGCUCCUGGAGAUGGGCGGCGACGAUGUGCAGCAGCUGUACGACGCCGGCGAGGAGGAGUUCCUCGAGAUCAUGGCUUUGGUGGGCAUGGCAUCCAAGCCGCUGCAUGUGCGUCGCCUGCAGAAGGCCCUGCACGAGUGGGCCAACAAUCCUGCUCUGUUCCAGGGUGUCCUCAUGCCGCAGCUGGGUCUGUGUGAGACGCCGCCCAAGCCAGCGCUGGUCUUCAAUCCGGACACAACGCCUGCCCUGCCACGCCAGAAAUUUCCCUCCUUCCAUGCGACAGGUUCCUUCCAGCCCUCGGCGGCCCCUGUGCCGACCACGGGUCCGGUUGUAACCGCCGCGACAGCGACAGCGACGGCCACGGCUGCCACGACUGUCCCCCACCUGAUAUCCCAAAUUAGUUGUACCUCGGUGCCCGUCCUGCCCUCCAUUGUCCUGCCCUCUACAACACCCCUGACUAGCAAUCCCACACCCCAGACACAUGCCAAUGCCAAUCCCAGCAGCAUGCCGGGAUCCGCGGCCUGUGUCUCGGUUAGCACUGCCCACCAGGUCUCCUCCAGCUCGCCACAGCUGACGCCGGUUCUCACCGAGAUGCAGAUCCAGCGCAUCACCAUGUGCGCCGAGAAGAUCGGCCGCCAGCUGCCGCAGCGGGAGCCACGCGCCCAGACCACCCGGAAGCGCACCACCCGCGAGCUGGAGCAGGUGAUAGCCAUGAGCGAGCACGAUCCACGGCGCAUGGACGAGAUCCGUAAGUACUCGGCCAUCUACGGCCGCUUCGACUGCAAGCGCCGUCCCGAGAAGCCCCUCACGCUGCACGAGGUGUGCGUCAAUGAGGCGGCCGCCCAGCUCUGCCGCAACCCCCAGACCAUCUGGCUGCUCACCCGACGCGACGAGCUCUUCCCUCUGGCGCGUCAGAUAGUAAAGGAUGCUGGAUUUGGACAUUCGGCGAGCAUAGCACGCUACGGGGGACUGCUCACCCAGCUUCCGGGUGCCCAGGGUGCGGGUGGAGCGCGUGGCUCUGGCUCUGGCUCGGGCUGUGUGCCCAGCGAUGUUGACUGCGAGUCGAGCGAUGCAUCGAUGCCGCCCAAGCGGCAGCGUCUCUCCUCCACGGAGGCGGCACAGCUGCCCAUGGACCUCAACAGGGAAGCUGUGGAGGACUCGCGCUACAAUCUCUUUGCCAUGUACCAGAAGUUCGCCAAGCCGCCGUUCGACCUCACGGAGAUUGCCAAGUUCUCACUGGGCAAGACGGCCGACUUUGAGGACAACGAUUCGCGGUUCUCGUUCAGUAACUCGUCCAGCUCCCCGCCAAUGCCAACGGCCUGCAAUGGUCUGGACGGUGAGCGAUCGCCCGUGUCGCGGCAGAUGGAUGCCUCGUCCAUGCCCUGCGAAUCUGUGGAUCUAAGUGGCUCGGUCUCCGCGCCCUCAACUCUGAGCGGUGUCCAGGUCAUCUCAGCUGCGGGGGACAACAUCAUAGCCGUGGCCAAUCCCGCCCUCGCCCUCAGUCCCACACUGAACGAAGUUCUGGCCCUGAAAAGGAAUGCCGCGGCCGCCGCCUCCCCGGAAGCCUAGCUGAAUAGAGAUGAGAUGCCAAUGUAGUGCCAGAUUUAGAUAUAUAAAUCGUUAUAAUUCAAGUGCAAUUCCAUUAGUUUAGAUUCGUCGAAGGAUGUAUUUUAAGUGAAUGAUUAGUUUGUAAUCUCUGUGAUCUAUACUAAAAUAU
This is a messenger RNA of Drosophila obscura, 2455 nucleotides long. RefSeq names its product NGFI-A-binding protein homolog (gene nab). Lineage: Eukaryota; Metazoa; Arthropoda; Insecta; Diptera; Drosophilidae. Gene Ontology annotation, cellular component: nucleus. The transcript has 7 exons. The record is from RefSeq and is a predicted model, not a curated record. Gene Ontology annotation, molecular function: transcription factor binding; transcription coregulator activity. Gene Ontology annotation, biological process: negative regulation of DNA-templated transcription. Bases 214 to 2307 code for a protein of 697 amino acids.